GCGCCGCGGAAGCACGUACGGAGUCGCAAUGGGCAGGAGAAAAAUAGACGAGAUGCUUCUUUCAGCUUUUGGCUGGGUUCCCGCGAGGGUGGCCCUUGGGAUGCUGACGUUCUUCGGCUUCGUGAACCAGUUUAUGGUGCGCGUGAACCUGUCCGUGGCUAUAGUGGCGAUGGUGCACCAGAACAAGACUGUGGAAGAGGUUCAGGCGCAGUGUGUUAUGGGUUCUCUAUAUAUACAUGGCGUGGCUUGGCCCUCGAUGCACGCCCUCUUGUCCCGAUGGAUCCCGCCCAUAGAACGCCCACGGUUCAUCGCCUUCGCGUAUUUGGCAACCACCCUAAGUGUGACCUUCACCCUACCCCUGUGCGGCGUCAUCAUCGACUGGCAUGGGUGGGAGGCGGUCUUCUACACCACGGGCGUUCUGUGCCUGAUCUGGUGCCUGCUGUGGUUCGCUCUCAUGCACGACUCCCCCGGCACGCAUCCGAGAAUCAGCCACGAGGAGAGAGAGCAUAUCGAGAUGUCCGUGGCGGCGGGAGGGAGCUCAAAGAGGACAGGAAGUGGCAUCCCCUGGCGCCCCAUCAGCACCAGCAUGCCUGUGUGGGCCAUCAUCGUGUGCGACAUGGGCAAUACUUUCGGCCUCUCCAUCUACCUCACUCAGCUGCCCACCUACAUGAGGAAUGUCUUGGGAUUCUCCAUCAAGAAGAAUGGCUUGCUCUCCGGCCUGCCUUUCCUCUGCCGUUAUGUCGGGGGAAUCAUCUCCAGCACCGUCGGGGAUUGGCUGCUCAGUCGCGGCUGCCUCUCCAUCGUCAACACGCGCAGGAUCUUCAGUGCUGUCGCCAUGUUGGGACCGACAGUCGUCUUAGUGGGCGUGGCCUAUUCCGGCUGUGACCCCGCCCUCACCGUCUCUCUCCUGUGCCUCAGCAUGUUCCUGAACGGCGCUAUAACGACCAGUCAGCUCGUCAACCACACAGACAUUGCUCCUAAUUUUUCAGGAACGUUGUUUGGAAUCAGCAAUACUUUCGCGUCGAUUGCGUCAUUCAUCUCUCCCGUGGCGGUGGCGGCCAUUAUUAAGAACCAGCAAACGAUGACCCAGUGGCACAACGUCUUCUGGAUGUGCGUGCCCAUCUACGCCGCCUGCGAGAUCUUCUACCUGGCCUUCUGCUCGGGCACAGUGCAGCCCUGGAACUACGCGGGGCAGCACCGUCGCCACGCCCAGGAGGAGGAGGCGGAGCGAGACGGACCCGAGGCCGCGGCGCUUCAGUAGGCGCGAGGAGGUCGUCGCGCGAGGACGUGGGUGGAGGGGCGCCGGCGGGGGGCUGUCGGCGCUGGAGGAGGGAGGGCGAGGUGGAUCACUUUCGGGGGGAGCGAUGCGGGAUUUUUUUUUUUUUUUUUAUCUAUUUAUUU
Molecule: messenger RNA, 1401 nt
Organism: Penaeus chinensis
Lineage: Eukaryota; Metazoa; Arthropoda; Malacostraca; Decapoda; Penaeidae
Product: sialin-like
Exons: 10
Coding region: 29-1261 (410 amino acids)
Biological process (GO): monoatomic anion transport; transmembrane transport
Cellular component (GO): plasma membrane
Molecular function (GO): transmembrane transporter activity
Source: RefSeq, a predicted model, not a curated record